Messenger RNA from Phytophthora sojae, 1282 nucleotides. RefSeq names its product putative mucin-like protein. The record is from RefSeq and is a predicted model, not a curated record. NCBI's taxonomy places the organism in Eukaryota, Oomycota, Peronosporomycetes, Peronosporales, Peronosporaceae. The coding region runs from base 69 to 1013 and encodes 314 amino acids. The transcript has a single exon.
CGACAUCCACUCACUCACUCGACAAGUCGAGUCCCGGACCAACUACACCAACUGCUUUCACGGCGGCAAUGAAGAUCUCGGCCAUUGCGACGUUCAGCGUGACAGCGCUACUGGUGGUGGCUGCCGCUGAGGAGGGCAGCGCCACGCCGUACCCGACAACGGCCACGACCAUGACCACGCCCGUGUACGACGACGACCUGGGCUGCUGGGCCAUCAGCGUGGAGCACGACGCGACCUACUGCAUCAACGGACCCAUCUGCAGCGGCUCGGGUGCCUCGCCCGCUGGCACGCUUUGCCCCGUCAAGGGCGACGUCGCUAUCGCUGACUGCCACUCGUACCUGGCGAGCUACAGCAGCGACGAUAGCUGCGUGCUGCCGGUGGACGCAACGUGCCAGGUCAUCAAGACCGGUGCGUGGGGCUGCGUGCUCUCGGGCUCGGCCACGCCGGCACCAACCACCACUUCCACCUGCGACGACGGGAGCUGCGAGGAGGAAGCGACCCCGGCUCCGACCAAGACGUGCGACGGAGACUGCGAGGAGACCAUCGCGACUCCAUGCCCCACCGCGACCACGACCACGGUGCCGACGUCGACCCCGACAACCACAGCGACUCCGUGUCCGACAAGCACCAAGGUGCCGACGCCAACUGCAACGGUAACGCUUUGCCCGGAACCGACCACGAAGCCGUGCCCGACCUGCACCGAGGCUCCCACGGCGACCCCGACGUCCCCUCCGACGCCGACGCCAACCGCGUGCACCGGCAACUGCACUCACAGCGGCAGCGGUUCGUUCUCCGGCAACGGCAGCUACGUGGGCAACAACACGAUCAAGGCCGAGACGACCGAGUCGACAUCGUCUUCUAGCGGAGUUUCGGCCGGUGUGAUCGGCGCCAUUGCGGCGGCCGCGGCCGUGGUCGCUGUUGUUGCAGGCGCCGCCAUCUACAAGCAGUACAACAAGAAGCUGGACGAGGAGGCGGCCCUAGAGCACUACCACGUCGACGUGGUGACCCCGUAAAGCGCGCGGAGAGAAGAUCUUCUUCCUCUCCACGAGGAAGACGGCGACGACAUCUGCCGCUGGGUCGGCGGGGCGUACGACCAAGACUGUCCGCGCUGCAUUCGAGUGCCUCUACUUGCUUGUUCUCAUUGUCUCUACUACUUAGCGCAGCGCUUGCUACGGUAAUUUUCCUCCUUUUUGACAAAAAUCACAUUGCGGACGGUCUCAAUACGUGUUCCAUACUGAACACGACUCAAAAUGUUCAACGUUUAUGCAAUAUUUUGACAACC